UUCUCUAUUUAUAUUGGUUUUGAUGAUUAAGAAGUUGUAAUAAUAACCCUUAUCUUUAAUUCUUCAAACUGUGAUUGAUACUGUUUAUUUUGUUACUUUAAUCAGAAGAUACUUGUAGGCUCUCAGUUUCUGCUCGUGAUUAAAUGCCUCUGUCCUUCUGUUGUUGAAUUCCCAUGAAUUCCAUGGAUGCUCAUGUGGGUGUGUUUGCGGGCAUGCGUGUGUUUAUAAAAUUAAAAAUGCAUAAUCCAAAUUGGAAAAGGGACACAGGCUAUCAGUGUUUUUGUGGGUAUUGCUGAUUUAUUUUUCUAAUUUGCUGUUUUGGAUCAACAAGUGUUAUUAGGAGUUUACCUAAUUAUGGGGAACCAAAUACUCUGGUUGGCAUUUUGUUUCUGGGUUUUGACAUGCCUACUUCUUCCUGCUACCUCUGAUGGCCUAGUGAGAAUAAGUUUGAAGAAGCGUCCUCUGGAUCUCGAUAGCAUUAAUGCUGCUAGACUUGCAAGGCAGGAAGGAAAAUCAGGAGUUGGUAGACACAGCGAGCUUCAUAAUUCAGAUAUAGAUAUAGUACCUCUUAAAAACUAUUUGGAUGCUCAGUACCUGGGAGAAAUUGGUAUUGGCUCGCCCCCACAGAAGUUCACUGUCAUAUUUGAUACUGGCAGUUCCAAUCUUUGGAUUCCAUCAUCAAAAUGCCACUUGUCUCUUGCCUGCUAUUUCCAUUCUAGGUACAAGUCAAGUCGAUCCAGUACAUAUGCCAGGAAUGGAACAACUUGUGAAAUACAGUAUGGAUCUGGAUCAAUUGUUGGUUUCUUUAGUCAAGAUAAUGUUGAAGUUGGAAAUCUCAUUGUCAAGGAUCAAGUUUUCAUUGAGGCUACACGAGAAGGAAGUCUCACAUUUGUCUUGGCAAAGUUUGAUGGAAUUCUUGGGCUUGGGUUUCAGGAAAUCUCAGUUGGGAAUGCUGUUCCUGUGUGGUAUAAUAUGAUGCAGCAGCAACUUGUAGGCGAUGAUGUCUUCUCAUUCUGGCUCAACAAGGAUCCAGAUGCUGUAGAGGGUGGUGAGAUUGUUUUUGGUGGUGUUGAUGAAAAACACUAUAAGGGGAAACAUACAUAUGUUCCAAUUACCCAAAAAGGUUACUGGCAGUUCAGUAUGGGAGAUUUUCUAAUUGGAGACCAUUCAACAGGUGUCUGCCAAGGGGGUUGUGCUGCAAUUGUGGAUUCAGGAACAUCCUUGCUUGCUGGUCCAACAGCUAUUGUGACUGAAAUCAAUCAUGCCAUUGGAGCAGAAGGGAUUGUGAGUGCUGAGUGCAAGGAAGUGAUUACACAGUAUGGAGAGUUAAUAUGGGAUCUACUGAUAUCAGGGGUACAACCUGGUAAAGUAUGCUCACAGCUUGGUUUAUGCAUUUUCAAUGGGGCUCAGUAUAAGAGCACUGUGAUUGAAUCAGUGGUUGAGAAGGAAAACAAGGAGGAAUCGUCUAUUGGGGAUGAUCUUCUAUGCACAGCCUGUGAGAUGCUUGUCAUUUGGGUCCAGAAUCAACUAAAACAAAAGAAGACAAAGGAGGCAGCACUCAACUAUGUGAAUAAGUUAUGUGAUAGCCUGCCAAGUCCAAUGGGAGAGUCGGUGAUCGAUUGUGACAGCGUUUUAAGCAUGCCAAACAUCACUUUUACCAUAGGAGAUAAACCUUUCAAUCUCACUCCAGAGCAGUAUAUUCUGAAAACUGGAGAUGGCAUUGCAGCAGUUUGCAUCAGUGGGUUCAUGGCUUUUGACGUACCUCCUCCAAGAGGUCCUCUCUGGAUUCUUGGAGAUGUGUUCAUGAGAGUGUAUCAUACUGUGUUCGACUUUGGUGAACUUCAACUUGGUUUUGCUGAGGCUGUUUAGUCAGCAAACCUUUUGUUAGGUUACAUAUUAUGAUCAGAUGCUCUGAUGGCAGAUAGUUAUGGUAUAGAUAUAAUGGAUUGUAGAGAGGUUUGUGCUUAUUGCUUGUUUAUGUCUACUGUGACAACAAAUGGAUUAACGUAUGCUGAUCUGAUGUUAAAAACUUCUAGUCUUAGUUGACACUAUGUAUGGGAGGAGGCUUUUGAAGAUGAAGUUUGAAGGUAAUUGUAAUUAGUUAAUAAGUUUGGAAGUAAAGCUAUUUUAAUUAGUCAA
Molecule: messenger RNA, 2139 nt
Organism: Hevea brasiliensis (rubber tree)
Lineage: Eukaryota; Viridiplantae; Streptophyta; Magnoliopsida; Malpighiales; Euphorbiaceae
Product: aspartic proteinase
Exons: 14
Coding region: 355-1869 (504 amino acids)
Biological process (GO): lipid metabolic process; proteolysis
Molecular function (GO): aspartic-type endopeptidase activity
Source: RefSeq, a predicted model, not a curated record